Messenger RNA from Solanum lycopersicum (tomato), 730 nucleotides. Its product is annotated as self-incompatibility protein S1-like. NCBI's taxonomy places the organism in Eukaryota, Viridiplantae, Streptophyta, Magnoliopsida, Solanales, Solanaceae. The record is from RefSeq and is a predicted model, not a curated record.
UCAAAAUCUUUUGUAUACAUAUAUAUAUAUAUAAUUGUAAAACAUAUCAUAACCAAAGAACCCCUUUCUACCCUUUAAUUCAUUUUCAAUACUUAGCUUCUCUAUCCCAAUAUGGCUCUUUCCUUCAUCAAAAUCUUUUUCUUGUUGUUAUUAAUCACUCCUAAUCUUGACCUUUCACUAGCGAAAAAAUGCUCAUUUUUUACACCAAAGUACGAGAUACAUGUUAUCAACAAACUUCGAAUUAAUAACCCACAAUUGAGAGUUCAUUGCGCGUCAAAGGACGAUGAAAUUGCAGACAAGUAUGUUGCCAUAGAUGAAGACUUACAUUGGUCGUUUUGCGAGUCAUUUGUCCUUAAGACUUUAUAUUUUUGUCACUUUUGGUGGGGUCCAAAGAAUACAUCUAUUACUGUAUUUGAUGAUAUCACCUUUUGUAUACACCAUGGAAAAUAUGAAAAUCUUCUAAGAUAUUGUAAAUGGGAAGUAAGAGAAGAUGGUUUUUAUUUGGAACAAUAUAAUACUACUGCUGGGAAUAAGACAUAUUUUAUGGAUCAUGAAAGUGAUUGGUCUUAGGAAAUAUAAAAUGUCCCAUUGAUGUUUUGUGUAUUUAAAGUUGGAAGCAAAUAUAUUAUGAUGAAAUUUUGUCCUUUUAAUUUUGGAAUUUGCCCUAGUUCUUCUAUAGUUAUUUUUCAAUGGUCAUCAAAAUUAAUUUCAGUUCAAUUCAACACCUUUA